AUCUCGCCAGCUUCCCAACUCUUUCCGCUUUUUUUUUUGAUCCGUCAGCUCUCUUCCGUUAGGUUUCCGGCUGCUCCUCCGCCUUCCUUUAGGAUUUUUCCUACACAGGUACGGCCGCUGCCGGCAUUAGAUCAUAGAUCUAUCGCCACCGGUAUAUUCGAGGGUUUCCGUUCUUCGCAUCGCUGUAAAUUAUCUGAUUUUUUCCCCCAAACUACUUGUUUUCUUUGCAUCUACCGUCUUCUGAAGGGACGGCGUGGGGAUAUCCGGUCACUGUAACGGCGAGCUAAGCUUUCUCCUCCUCUUUUUCUUUACCCUUCUGCUACUUUUGAGGGGGUAGCCGGGGCUCCGGCCUCGGCGGCUUUAAAAGCCCCCUUCUCUACAUCGAGAUCUGAUAGAGCCCUACUUUUUUCCUUAAUUCUUUAAUUAAUUUUUUGGGAAGAGAUGCCGGCCCUGGCCUGCCUAGAAACGGCAGUUCCUCCUGGCUAUGGUUUCGCCUGGGAUGGCUCUCUUCCCCUUCAGGGAGCAUUUCCCUGUGGCACUCCGGUUACACCAACCAUCCCAAACGCCCACGAUGUCCAUUCAUCUUGGUCCACUGACCUCUCUGCCGCCCUCUACAAGAUUGACGGCUGGGGCGCACCCUACUUCACCGUCAAUGAUGCCGGCAACAUGUCUGUGCGUUCCUUCGGCUCUGCAACCCUCCCAUAUCAGGAAAUCGAUCUGAUGAAGGUUGUCAAAAAAGCAUCCGAUCCGAAAUCAUUGGGCGGUCUCGGCCUCCAACUACCAAUCAUCAUCCGAUUCCCUGACGUCCUCAAGAACCGCCUUGAAUCCCUCCACUCUGCCUUCCACUUCGCUAUCCAGUCCAAUGGCUUCGACUCUCACUACCAGGGAGUCUACCCGGUAAAAUGCAAUCAGGAUCGCUACAUCGUGGAGGAUAUCGUAGAAUUUGGCUCUCCUUUCCGUUUCGGCCUUGAAGCCGGAUCAAAGCCUGAACUCCUCCUUGCCAUGAGCAGCCUCACCAGAGGCAACCCUGACGCGCUCCUCAUUUGCAAUGGCUACAAGGACGUUGAGUACGUCUCCCUCGCUCUCAUGGGGAGAGCCCUUGAUCUGAACACUGUGAUUGUUCUUGAGCAGGAAGAGGAGCUUGAUACCGUCGUGGAGACAAGCCUUAAGCUUGGUAUUCGGCCUGUUAUUGGCCUUCGGGCAAAGCUCCGAACCAAACAUUCUGGCCACUUCGGUUCCACCUCCGGCGAAAAGGGGAAGUUCGGACUGACGACUGCUCAGAUUCUUUCCGUGGCAAAUAAGCUCCAAAAGUUGGACAUGCUGGACUGCCUCCAGCUUCUGCAUUUCCACAUCGGCUCCCAGAUCCCGUCCACCGUCCUCCUUGCUGACGGCGUCACCGAGGCAGCUCAGAUCUACUGUGAGCUUGCCAGGCUUGGCGCAGGUAUGCGCGUGAUUGACAUAGGGGGUGGCCUCGGCAUCGACUAUGAUGGAUCCCAUUCUAGUUGCUCUGAUAUGUCCGUCGGCUAUGGCCUGGAUGAGUACGCUUCUACUGUUGUUCGGGCUAUCCAGUUCGCCUGCGACAGAAAGCACGUGCGUCAUCCAAUCAUCUGCAGCGAGAGUGGGCGUGCCCUAGUCUCCCACCACUCCGUCCUGAUCUUCGAAGCCGUCUCUUCCACCUCCUUUGAUCCGGGAGCUCUCGGACAGAACAUCGCCUACGUCUUAGAUGCUCUGGAAGACGACGCCCUUGCCGAUUACCGUAAUCUGACGGCCGCAGCGAUGAGAUCGGAGUACGAGACAUGCAUCCUCUACGCCGAUCAGCUUAAGCGACGAUGCGUUGAACAAUUCAAGGACGGGUUGCUCGGACUUGAACACCUUGCCGCCGUGGACGCACUCUGCGAUCUGGUGGCAAGGGAGAUAACUACAUCAGAUGCAGUGCGCACCUACCAUGUUAACCUCUCAAUCUUUACAUCAAUUCCAGAUUUCUGGGCAAUUGGUCAGCUCUUUCCCAUCGUCCCCAUCCACCGCCUUGACCAGCGACCAUCGGUGAAUGGCAUCCUCUCCGAUCUCACAUGCGACAGUGACGGUAAGCUGGACAGUUUCAUCGGCGGGAGGAAGUCUCUUCCCCUGCACGAAUUCUCAAAUGGUGGAGGAUAUUAUUUGGGGAUGUUUCUCGGCGGAGCAUACCAGGAGGCGCUCGGAGGACUGCACAAUCUGUUCGGCGGGCCAAGCGUUGUGCGCGUGGAGAAGAGCGACGGUCCCCACUCCUUCGCGGUGACGCGUGCGUUGCCUGGCCCGUCCUGCGCGGAUGUCCUGCGAGCGAUGCAGCACGAACCUGAACUGAUGUUCGAGUCCCUUAAGCGCCGCGCAGAGGAAUACGCUCAUAGUGACGGGGAAGCCAUCACUUGCGGCCUGGCCCGCGCCUUCAACUCCAUGCCGUACCUCGUUCAUGAUUCCGGCGACGACGUCAUGGCCGCAGAGACCGACGGAAUCGCCUCCGCCGGCGGCUCCGAUGAUGAUGACGUGGAGUGGGAGUUUAUGAGGUGCUUAAGCUUUUGAUUGUUGCAUCUCAUAUCUGUCGUGUCGUCGGAGUGUUUCGACCUUUAGUUUUUUUGCUUUUGCAAUGUUGCUUAAAACUCUAAUGGUUGGUUAGGUUUCAUCUUUUUAGUUGAUGACGAUGUAUGUAGAGGCAGCCGGACCUCCAAAAGGCUUGGCGCAUUUGUAAUAUGUCAAAUGAAUCAGCCUUGUAUGUCUACGCUUCUUACUUGAUUUUGUUUUGAUUUGA
Messenger RNA from Dendrobium catenatum, 2782 nucleotides. Its product is annotated as arginine decarboxylase-like. Lineage: Eukaryota; Viridiplantae; Streptophyta; Magnoliopsida; Asparagales; Orchidaceae. Gene Ontology annotation, biological process: spermidine biosynthetic process; L-arginine catabolic process. The record is from RefSeq and is a predicted model, not a curated record. Bases 442 to 2556 code for a protein of 704 amino acids. The transcript has 2 exons. Gene Ontology annotation, molecular function: arginine decarboxylase activity.